Molecule: messenger RNA, 693 nt
Organism: Staurois parvus
Lineage: Eukaryota; Metazoa; Chordata; Amphibia; Anura; Ranidae
Source: the annotation of a GenBank genome assembly
UCAGUAUCAAUAAAGUUUUUUCCUGGUCGCGGUGCACGUCGGGUAGGUCAUACAGUGUGCGGGUUUCCAUGUGUUGGCGCCGGUGACAGUGAGGAGAGAAGAGCCGAGCACCAUGUACCCCGCCGCCCCCGCUGCUGCCUGAGAGCGAGGAGCGCCGCCUCCGGCCUGUGCAGGUUAGAGUCUUCUGCAGUGAGGCAUUUACGGAUGUCUUGUGCACUAAGGAACGACCCUUUACCCUCACCGGAUUUGGACAGCGCACCCAAACAAUACCCGCCCAAAAUCCAUCAGCUAGUCGACCAAAUCGCAUCCCUUACUCUGUUAGAAGUGUCCGACCUCAAUGAGCUGCUAAAGAAAACGCUGAAGAUUCAGGAUGUUGGUAUGAUGUCGAUGGGCAUGAUGCCAAGAGCAAUGGGUGCAGCAUCUACCCAGUGUGCUCAGGUUGAGGAGGAAGAGGAUGUACCGGUCAAGAAAGAAAAGACACAUUUCACUGUAAAACUGACGGAGAUGAAUGCUGUAGACAAAGUGAAACUCAUCAAAGAAGUGAAGAAUUGUGUACAGGGGGUGAAUUUGGUGCAGGCCAAGAAGAUGGUGGAGUCUCUUCCACAAGAGAUCAAGGCCAACGUUGCCAAGGAAGAAGCGGAAAAGAUAAAGGCUGCGCUGGAAGCUGCAGGAGGGAAGGUGGUGCUGGAGUGA